ACCCCCUGAACUUCCUAAUCAUCUUCUCCCAAGUUUUACCACUGAUCAAAAUGGUGAAACAACAGCAGAAGAACCGGGCUGAUGUGCAUGUUAGAAAGCCUCACUUUUUCAAAGUCCUUCUUGGAGACUUUUCUCAGCGUCUGAAAAUCCCAGUGAGGUUUAUGAAGCAUAUAUCAAUGAAGUCAUUAGAAAAAGUAGUUCUUAGAGGUCCCAGUGGAAGCCGUUGGCCGGUUAAAUUAAGCAGAACAGUUAAGGGGACAUUCCUGUGUGAUGGGUGGAUGAACUUUGUGAAGACUCAUGCUUUAAGAGAGUAUGAGUUCUUGGUAUUUCGGUACAAUGGCCGUGCUUUGUUUGAUGUUCUGGUUUUUGAUAUAACUGCAUGUGAAAGAGAGGAUUUGUUUAAUAUAAGACGAAGGAAACGGUUGAGGAAACACAAAUUAGAAGUUCUCUCAUUGCCUCAACCUGAAGUAAUAAAAACUGAGCUGAAAGAGACUCAAAUUCAAGAUGUUGUUUAUCCUGUCACUAUGCUCAAAGAUGCUUGUCCUGAUUCCGUUCAAGGGGAAUCUCUAGUAAAUUCUGAAACUGAUAAGCAUGUUGAAAUCAAAGUUGAAGUUACAGAGAUCCCGAUUGUAGCUGCUUCGCCGAAAAAAUGCCUUAAAACACAAGGAUACUUGUCAAGAAGAAGACCUGUGUCUGAAGAAGAAAGAUCGAAAGCAUGGGAGGCAGCUAAUUCUUUUACGUCGAAUUUUCCUUACACGGUUGUAUGUCUGUCAGCUCUUCAUGUUUACAAGGCAUCACCUACUGUGACACUACCGACUCCCUUUUCACGGGAGCAUCUUCCUCGAAGAAGAACAAAUUUGGUCUUCAGAGAUCCAAAUGGACAGGCUUGGGUAAUCAUGUUCAUUCCAGGACUGAGAAACUGGCUCUCUGGUGGGUGGCCAGCGUUUGCUCGUGGCAAUAAUCUCGAGGAGGGAGAUAUCUGCGUGUUUGAGCUCGUAGGACCUAUUGAAUUCCAUGUGCAUAUCUUCAGGGUGGUUGAUGAAACCGUACCGAUGAUCAAGCUAUCUAGUAUCUAAGCUAUAUAUCUAAUGUGUAAAUCUACUUCUAUCAGCCAUAUAUCUAUGACUCGCUAGGUUGCUAUGGUGUUUCUUCUUUGUUUAUUAUCGCACUUGUUAUAUAAUGAGCUCUUGAAAUUCUUUGUUUCUGUUGAAAAAUUUGAUACAGCUUGAGUGCAUGUUUUUGUUUGUUUGGA
Molecule: messenger RNA, 1252 nt
Organism: Dioscorea cayenensis subsp. rotundata (Guinea yam)
Lineage: Eukaryota; Viridiplantae; Streptophyta; Magnoliopsida; Dioscoreales; Dioscoreaceae
Product: B3 domain-containing protein Os01g0723500-like
Exons: 4
Coding region: 51-1076 (341 amino acids)
Molecular function (GO): DNA binding
Source: RefSeq, a predicted model, not a curated record